AUGGAAAAUGCCAAUAAUGUCACAGAAUUUAUCUUGCUGGGACUUUCGCAGAAUAAGAAAAUCAGAAACCUGUGCUUUCUACUGUUCUUAUUCUGUUACAUGGCGAUUUGGGUGGGAAACACAUUGAUCAUUAUUUCCAUCAUGUGUAGCCAGCUGCUUGACCAGCCCAUGUAUUUUUUCCUGAACUACCUGGCCCUCUCAGACCUGUGCUACACAUCCACUGUGACACCAAAACUGGUCACUGAUUUGAUGGUGGAGACGAGUACCAUCUCUUAUGUGAGCUGCAUGGCUCAGCUUUUUGCCAUGCACUUCUUUGGGGGGAUCGAGAUACUCAUUCUCACGGUGAUGGCCUAUGACCGCUUCGUGGCCAUCUGCAAACCCCUGCACUACGCCAUCAUCAUGAGCAGGCUGAGGUGCAACACCUUGCUGAGUGCUUGCUGCGCUGGGGCCUUUCUGCAUUCCUUUGUUCAAUGUCUCCUUACCAUCCACCUACCCUUUUGUGGCCCCAAUGAAUUAGACCACUAUUUCUGUGAUGUAUAUCCUUUGCUGAAACUGGCCUGCACAGACACCUACACAGUUGGGGUCCUUGUAGUCGCCAAUUCAGGCAUGAUGGGGUUGGUGACCUUUGUGGUGCUGAUGCUGUCUUAUUUUUUGAUAUUAUACACCGUGAGGGUUUACCCUGCAGAGAGCCGCAGUAAGGCUCUCUCCACGUGCAGUUCCCACAUUACGGUGGUGGUGGUGUUCUUUGUGCCUGUCCUCUUCGUUUACAUCAGACCAGCCACCACUUUUCCAGAGGACAAAGUGUUCGCUCUUUUCUAUACCAUCAUCGCUCCGAUGUUCAACCCUCUGAUCUACACACUGAGGAACGGAGAGAUGAAGAAUGCCAUGAGGAAGGUUUGGUGCUCAAAGCUAAGUUUGACUGGAAGGCAAAUCAUCUGA
Molecule: messenger RNA, 939 nt
Organism: Perognathus longimembris pacificus (Pacific pocket mouse)
Lineage: Eukaryota; Metazoa; Chordata; Mammalia; Rodentia; Heteromyidae
Product: olfactory receptor 4P4-like
Exons: 1
Coding region: 1-939 (312 amino acids)
Biological process (GO): G protein-coupled receptor signaling pathway
Cellular component (GO): membrane
Molecular function (GO): olfactory receptor activity; G protein-coupled receptor activity
Source: RefSeq, a predicted model, not a curated record